Molecule: messenger RNA, 735 nt
Organism: Folsomia candida
Lineage: Eukaryota; Metazoa; Arthropoda; Collembola; Entomobryomorpha; Isotomidae
Product: cuticle protein CP14.6
Exons: 3
Coding region: 225-656 (143 amino acids)
Cellular component (GO): chitin-based extracellular matrix
Molecular function (GO): structural constituent of chitin-based larval cuticle
Source: RefSeq, a predicted model, not a curated record
AUUUAUUCGUCUGCGUAAUUUUACGAAAGUGAAUGUGGUUUUGGUAUUUAUCUGUAUUUAUGACGCUGCAUGGUCACCUUGAAAUUUGACCCAUCUCGAUAUGGAUACAGGGCGCAUCUUCACUAAUAUGUUGGCAGUAAUAAACUUACAGUGCUGGUGUCAUCUUCUUCGUUAAUGUCACAUCUUCAGAAUAUUUAAUAACAAUUUGAGACUCCAGAAACACGAUGAAAGCUUGCGUCGCCAUCAUCCUCUCGGCCUGCGCCCUGUGCGCCGUGGCUCGACCACAACAGGGGGCAAAACCCCGAAACCCCGAUCAGGACACGGUCAUCACACGGUCGGAAUUUGAAAAGAAUGACGAAACCUUCAACUGGGUGUCGGAGUUGUCCGAUGGUCAGACCCAUUCACAAAGCGGGGCGUUGAAACAGGUCGGAGAUGAGCAGAGGGUCGUAAUUACGGGGUCAUAUUCUUACAUUGCUCCAGAUGGGAGGACCAUUAAGGUCGACUACGUUGCCGACGAGACAGGCUUUCAUCCCGUGGGGGAUCAUAUUCCGCAAGCAAUUCAGGAUAAUACGGCCGUCGGAAGGACUGCGCCAGGUUCCCCCACUAGUGGCAAGUCGAACAGUGCUAACCAGCGUGCUCCAGCAAGACGGGGUUGAUUUAGUUUAAAUGGAAAUACAUAAUUACAUGUUUGUAAUGACAAUGAAAAUACAUAAGGAUUUGCCUGUUUAUACUCGA